Messenger RNA from Schistocerca cancellata (South American locust), 660 nucleotides. RefSeq names its product protein phosphatase inhibitor 2-like. Gene Ontology annotation, molecular function: protein phosphatase inhibitor activity. The coding region runs from base 1 to 660 and encodes 219 amino acids. Gene Ontology annotation, biological process: regulation of signal transduction. The record is from RefSeq and is a predicted model, not a curated record. The transcript is spliced from 3 exons. Lineage: Eukaryota; Metazoa; Arthropoda; Insecta; Orthoptera; Acrididae.
AUGCAGGAGUCGUCGUCCUCUGAGGAGGAGGAGGAGGGGGAGCACCACAGGCCGCAGGUCAAGCUGCCGCCGCCCCCCGCCAAGGGCAUCCUCAAGAAGACCAGCUCCACCGAGGCCGGCGCGCCGUCGCACCCCAAGGCGCCGCCGGAGGCAGGUGCGACACGCUGGCCAGAAACGGAAAAGAAAAAGAAGAAGAAAAAGAGGGAAAUGGAGCGCAAGAAGAGCGCCAGGUUCGACGAGAUGAACAUCAUCGCGACGCUGCACCCAGCCGACAAGGACUACGGCCACGACGCCAUAGACGAGCCCAAGACGCCCUUCAACUGGGAGCUCGGCGAAGGGACCUCCGCCACCACCGAGUCGGUGAGUGCCUGCGACCUGGCGUCGAAGCUGCUGUCGCUGAGCUCGACGAUGCCGACGGUGGUGGAGAACCCGGCAGUGGCGAACCACAACACCUCCAACACGUCGCUGUCCGAGGACCUCUCGGACGUGGACCAAGAACGGCUGACGGAAGAUGAAGAGAAGAAGAAGCUGGAGUUCGAGCUGCGCAGGAAGGCGCACUACGACGAGUUCAAGGUCGUCAAGAAGAUGCCACCUCCCGAAGAGAGCGAUGUGGAGGGCGACAACGACGAUUCCAAGAAGAAGCGGAAGAAGGGCAAGUAG